Paramuricea clavata is the source of this 765-nucleotide messenger RNA. The record is from the annotation of a GenBank genome assembly. Lineage: Eukaryota; Metazoa; Cnidaria; Anthozoa; Malacalcyonacea; Plexauridae.
AUGGUAGUCGCUGGAGGUUAUGAUAAUGAUAAUAACAAAACAAACACAAUGAAAUGUUUGAAUAUCGCAGAUCCAGCAGCCACAUGGAAAGAUUUCGCUGUCAAUCUUCCUGUCAAGUGCUGUAGACAUAAAGUUGUCAACCAUAAUGAACAGCUGUUCAUGUCUGGAGGAUAUGUUAUACCCAGUGCCAUGGAACCGGACAAACGUUCUGAUGCAGUGUAUGAGGUGCAGUUGGUUCCACCAUAUUCCAGUAAGAUCUUGACAAGAUUACCACAGCCAAAAUCUUAUCAUGGCAUGGAAAUGUUUGAUCAGAAAUUGUUUAUUCUUGGAGGGUAUGAUGGCAAGAACAUCACAGCCAGUGUGGUACAGUAUGAUCUCAUCAAGAAUGAAUGUAAAGAAAUGCCUCCAUUGCCAUAUGCUGUGCAAGAAAUGGCGACUGUUUUAUGGCGGAAUAACGUGCUUGUGAUUGGUGGGUUGGAUCAGCAUUAUCAAUGUUUGAAUAAAGUAGCAAUGUAUGACGUCAUCACAGGACGUUCUCAAAUGUUGCCAUGUAUGAAGCAGAAGCGAAAUGGUUGUACAGCGGUCUUAACUGGCAAUGUUGUAGUGGUUAUGGGAGGAUGGAAUGAGAAUGGCAAAGAUUUCAAGUCAGUGGAAUGUUUUGAUUUGGAACGUCAAGUUUGGAAAGACUUGCCUGACAUGCUUGAACCAAGAGCAUUGGCCACUGCAGUGAUCAAACCAAACCAUGGAACACAAAAAGGACAUUGA